Diorhabda carinulata is the source of this 759-nucleotide messenger RNA. Its product is annotated as larval cuticle protein A2B-like. The transcript has 3 exons. The record is from RefSeq and is a predicted model, not a curated record. Gene Ontology annotation, cellular component: extracellular matrix. The coding region runs from base 175 to 705 and encodes 176 amino acids. Lineage: Eukaryota; Metazoa; Arthropoda; Insecta; Coleoptera; Chrysomelidae.
CAGUGUUUCAAUUUAAUAGCAACGAGAUUUAAAAACUUCGAAAAAAAAAUUCCUCAAGAACCUUGACGAUUAUGCAGUGGUGAAGGAAUAACUAUAUUCACUAUAAAUACUUUGGAUGAGGACAUAAGUUCCCAGUUUGUACUUUGAUCGUGAGAUUUUGUUUUGAAUCCUACGAUGUUGUUUAUAUUUUCACUAGCCUUAAGCAUAGUUCCUACUUUUGCUGGUAUAGCUGGUUAUGGUGGGUAUGGAAGUCACGCUACAGGAGUCAGUUACUCAGCUCCAGCAGUAUCAUAUUCCCCUAGUGGUCAUGCGGGUUAUGGUGUAGGUCAUGGAUUAAAUCAUGCAGGUCCAAUUCCUGUUGUUGUAGGUAAUGGACACGAAGUGGAUUAUUACGCUCAUCCAAAAUACUCCUAUAACUACGGUGUAGCUGAUGGUCUGACUGGUGAUCAUAAAUCACAAUCGGAAAUCAGAGAUGGUGGUAAUGUUAAAGGUUCUUAUUCAGUUGUGGAACCCGAUGGAUCAGUUCGAGUUGUCGACUACGCUGCUGACGAUGUCAAUGGAUUUAACGCAGUGGUUAAGAAAAUUGGUCCCUCAUUACAUGCUGCUCCGGCUCCAGUUCCAAUAGCUUCUGCUCCAAUUCCUCUUGGAUAUAGUCAUGACGGUGGUUAUGGGCAUGGAUAUGGAAACCACGGUGCACAUUAUUAGUAUUUAAUUAGAUGUUUAUAUGCUUGGGAAUAAUAAAGACAUAAAUAUUUCCAA